Molecule: messenger RNA, 1078 nt
Organism: Cucurbita moschata (crookneck pumpkin)
Lineage: Eukaryota; Viridiplantae; Streptophyta; Magnoliopsida; Cucurbitales; Cucurbitaceae
Product: 50S ribosomal protein L7/L12-like
Exons: 2
Coding region: 319-960 (213 amino acids)
Biological process (GO): translation
Cellular component (GO): ribosome
Molecular function (GO): structural constituent of ribosome
Source: RefSeq, a predicted model, not a curated record
GAGAUACGAAAUGGGAGCCCUAAUUUGGCAUUGAUCUAAAACAUUGCAUCUCUGGAGCUCAAUCACCUGCCUUUCUGGACAAGAUUGAAGCUUCUUCAGCAUUAUACCGGCAACCCACCAAUCCUCACGGCACAGUUCAACCACCACGUCACCUCUCUCAGGGCGUCGGUUUCAUCUCUGCGUCGCAUUCAGUUUCCCUCCCUCAGAGUUUAAAUCUCAUCUCUUAGCGCCACUGAAUUGUCCUUGCAGAAGCCAGAAAUGGGCUUGAGCUAAAUAGCUUGCUACUUCAGAGGGAAAGUUAAUUUGGCAACUUGAGUAAUGCGCUUAGUUUUAAGAAUAAGUCAUCUCCUACCCAAUGUGUUGGCAAACACCUUUCGCUCUCCUGCACUUGCCCUCAAUCCUCUCAAUGUAAAUGGAUUACAUAGAGAUUUUUCUCAACCUGCUUGGAUAGAGGAGGAGGAGGAGGUGGAAAUUGACCAGAGAAGGCUUCCAGCUGACUACGAUCCAGCUAAUUUUGAUCCAACACAGCAUCGUAGUCCUCCAACCGAUCGCGUUUUUAGGCUUGUAGAUGAAAUAUCUGGACUCACAUUAGUUGAAGUUGCUGAAUUAUCUUCCAUUUUGAGGAAAAGAUUAGGAAUGACAGACAUGCCAGUUGUUGGAGUUAUGAAGGCAGGAGCUGCCGGAUUGGCUGGAAUGGCAACAAAGGCCUCAUCAGCCACUGCCAAGGAGGAGAAGAAGACAGAAAAGACUGUUUUUGAGUUGAAACUAGAGUCUUAUGAAGCGGCUGCAAAGAUUAAAAUUAUCAAGGAGGUAAGAAGUUUCACUGAUUUAGGCCUUAAAGAAGCGAAGGAUCUAGUGGAGAAAACCCCGUCGGUGUUGAAGAAGGGACUAUCAAAGGAAGAGGGUGAACAACUAAUUGAAAAAAUGAAGGCUCUUGGUGCAAAGGUGAUCUUGGAAUGAAUGUAUUCUUUUGGUCGGUCAUCCAUUGUCUUUCUCCAAAUGCUUAGAGUUCUUUUCAUAUCGAAUAAUGAAAAACUAUUCGUCUUUGAGGAGUAUACUUAGACUUUGAAACUUUCAA